UGUUUAGUUACAAAGUAGUUAAAUACUUUCAAAUUAACAAUCCAAGACACUAUCUCAUAUCAUGCUUUGUCAUUAUUAUAACUUUUGGCAUUUCAUUUACUUUCGGUUAGAAAUUAUUGAUUUUAUGAAAUUUUGGGAAGUGUUAAUAUAUGACUAAAAGUUCUUACUUGUUAGUGAAAUGGGGUUGGUGAGUUGAAGUUUUGUAGCCAGGGAAUGGCCACCAUAUUGUUUAAGAUUGACAUCUGGUUAGUGAAUGAUUGUUGUAGCAUAAUGAACUCUAAUAUUCAUUACAAUUUUAUAAUAGUGUUAGUGGUGCAACAUGGAGAAAAAUAUGAUGGGCUCUUGAAGGUGCUUCCACCAUUGAAGAUAGUGUAAGCUACGUGUAAGCAACUUUGAUGCUAAUUCAACUAGUAUAAAAGCCCAUGAAUGUGUGCAGUAUUCAUAUAUUUUUUGGCAAGGAAACAAAGAACUUGAAUAAAAUGGCAGCUACAAUGAAAAACAUUCUCCUUUUUGGGUUUGCUGUGAUUCUUGUGAUUGCCGGGUUAGGUGAAGUGAAUGGAGCUGGCGAGUGUGGGAAAGCUAACCCUGAUAUGGAAGCGUUCAAGCUCGCUCCUUGUGCUUCGGCUGCAACUGAUGAGAACGCUUCGGUUUCCUCCAGUUGCUGUGCUGCAGUGAAGAAAUUGGGCCAAAACCCAAAAUGCUUGUGUGCGGUUAUGCUGUCUAACACUGCCAAAAGUUCUGGUGUGAAGCCUGAGAUUGCAAUGACGAUUCCAAAACGAUGCAAUAUAGCUGAUCGUCCUGUUGGUUACAAGUGUGGAGCUUAUACAUUGCCUUGAAAGCUACCAAGAUCCAUGGAAGUUAUGUGAUAUUCACAAGUUGUACCAGUGACUUUGAGAUGUAUCUUAGCUGGUACUUUCUAGCUAAGGUUUUCUGCUCAUGUGUUUAGCAAAUAAAUUACUGGUAGCUAGUUUGAUUCUGUCUUGAAUAACUUCCAUCAUGUUGUUUAGUGUCUUUUGUUAAUGGGUGGUUGUUCUUAUCUGGUAUUGACUUUUAUAUAGUCGGCAGUUAUGUAACUUGAAAAAGGAAUGCAGUUUGCCGUUUGGAUUUAAUUAAGAUAUGUUUUGCUA
This is a messenger RNA of Erigeron canadensis, 1127 nucleotides long. Its product is annotated as putative lipid-transfer protein DIR1. Gene Ontology annotation, molecular function: fatty acid binding. The transcript is spliced from 2 exons. Lineage: Eukaryota; Viridiplantae; Streptophyta; Magnoliopsida; Asterales; Asteraceae. The record is from RefSeq and is a predicted model, not a curated record. Gene Ontology annotation, biological process: systemic acquired resistance. Bases 423 to 836 code for a protein of 137 amino acids.